Molecule: messenger RNA, 1092 nt
Organism: Sinocyclocheilus grahami
Lineage: Eukaryota; Metazoa; Chordata; Actinopteri; Cypriniformes; Cyprinidae
Exons: 4
Coding region: 1-1092 (363 amino acids)
Source: RefSeq, a predicted model, not a curated record
AUGGAAGACAAUGGGAGGAGAGUGUCAAACAGGUGUUUCAACUUCAAGCGAGAGCAUCAUAAGAAACGGAGUGAUAUCAGAUGCACAGCUGCAGUCAAAUUCUUCAUGCGUAAGAUCAGCCAGUGUGUGAAAUCACUGACACGAGACUCAGGUAAAGGGGAUAUUGUUUUGGAUAAUGAUGUUGUACUGACAAAAAUGAAGCUCCUCAACAACGUCCCUGAGAAACUGCUUAAUGUUGAGGAUUCCAUUUCAACCAUCUCCAUUUCGAUGUCUGAGCAGGAUAACACAGAACCUCUCCAAGCUGAUGAGGUGAUCUCUGUCCACAGCGCUGCUCCUGAGACCACUGUCCCUGAAUCAAAAACAGACUAUCUAUCUUCUAUUUUUACAAAUUCUGAACUUCCAAGAUUGUAUAAAUUUGAAUCUGAGGACUCUGGGGUAGAAAUGACUAGUGGAGCAACUUCUCCAUCCACCCCAACUGGUUCAGAGCAAAGCUUUGUGGUCCACAGUAGGGAGUCUUCAUGUGACUCUGGCAACCUGAACUCUCCUGUACCUGCUGACAAUCCUCUUGAAGACAGUUCAGUCUUCUUAGAAACUGAACAAACGUCUUGUAAGUGUGCUAAACAAGACACUCUUACCAUCCUGGGAGACAGAACAGAGGAAGAGAAUGUUGAUGAUGAUUUGAUAGACAUCACAGCAGAUUCAGAGAGGUCCAAGGACAGAACCAUGAGGAAUACCAUGGAGAACUGUAAAGAUGCAAUUGAAAUCAUGGCAGCACAUGAGGAAAUAACAGACACUGCAAUGGCUGAGAACACAAUAUCAAGGAGCCAGUGUUCUAUAGAAGCUUAUGAUGGCAAAACAGGAUCUGAAUUUCAGCAGCGGCCUUUGAGGAAAAGUACAACCAGCGACAGUCUGGAUGAGUACAUGGAAGAGUGCUGCAGGCUAAGUGAGGUAAUCAACACCCCAGCUCAAAGGUUCCCUCUUGACAUUUAUGAGGAGUGUUAUGACUGCGCAGUGCUGAGGGACAUCUCAAUCGCAGUGACACUGACUGGAGAGCCAGAGAGCCGAGGGCCCGAGGCAUGCGGAUUUGCGUGA